AUGGUGACCAGGAGGAGAGAGGAGGGACCAGGAGCUGGAGAGAGGAGGAGGGACCAGGAGGAGAGAGGAGGAGGAGGGACCAGGAGGAGAGAGGAGGAGGGACCAGGAGGAGAGAGGAGGGACCAGGAGCUGGAGGGAGGAGGAGGGACCAGGAGGAGAGAGGAGGAGGAGGGACCAGGAGGAGAGAGGAGGAGGGACCAGGAGGAGAGAGGAGGAGGAGGGACCAGGAGCAGAGAGGAGGAGGGACCAGGAGGAGAGAGGAGGAGGAGGGACCAGGAGGAGAGAGGAGGAGGGACCAGGAGGAGAGAGGAGGAGGGACCAGGAGGAGAGAGGAGGAGGAGGGACCAGGAGGAGAGAGGAGGAGGGACCAGGAGGAGAGAGGAGGAGGAGGGACCAGGAGGAGAGAGGAGGAGGGACCAGGAGGAGAGAGGAGGAGGAGGGACCAGGAGGAGAGAGGAGAAGGGACCAGGAGGAGAGAGGAGGAGGGACCAGGAGGAGAGAGGAGGAGGAGGGACCAGGAGGAGAGAGGAGGAGGAGGGACCAGGAGGAGAGAGGAGGAGGGACCAGGAGGAGAGAGGAGGAGGAGGGACCAGGAGGAGAGAGGAGGAGGGACCAGGAGGAGAGAGGAGGAGGGACCAGGGAGGAGAGAGGAGGAGGAGGGACCAGGAGGAGAGAGGAGGAGGGACCAGGAGGAGAGAGGAGGAGGAGGGACCAGGAGGAGAGAGGAGGAGGGACCAGGAGGAGAGAGGAGGAGGAGGGACCAGGAGGAGAGAGGAGGAGGGACCAGGAGGAGAGAGGAGGAGGAGGGACCAGGAGGAGAGAGGAGGAGGGACCAGGAGGAGAGAGGAGGAGGAGGGACCAGGAGGAGAGAGGAGGAGGGACCAGGAGGAGAGAGGAGGAGGGACCAGGAGGAGAGAGGAGGAGGGACCAGGAGGAGAGAGGAGGAGGAGGGACCAGGAGGAGAGAGGAGGAGGGACCAGGAGGAGAGAGGAGGAGGAGGGACCAGGAGGAGAGAGGAGGAGGGACCAGGAGGAGAGAGGAGGAGGAGGGACCAGGAGGAGAGAGGAGGAGGGACCAGGAGGAGAGAGGAGGAGGGACCAGGAGGAGAGAGGAGGAGGGACCAGGAGGAGAGAGGAGGAGGAGGGACCAGGAGGAGAGAGGAGGAGGGACCAGGAGGAGAGAGGAGGAGGAGGGACCAGGAGGAGAGAGGAGGGACCCAGCUUUUAA
Knipowitschia caucasica is the source of this 1227-nucleotide messenger RNA. NCBI's taxonomy places the organism in Eukaryota, Metazoa, Chordata, Actinopteri, Gobiiformes, Gobiidae. The record is from the annotation of a GenBank genome assembly.